Molecule: messenger RNA, 862 nt
Organism: Drosophila suzukii
Lineage: Eukaryota; Metazoa; Arthropoda; Insecta; Diptera; Drosophilidae
Gene: Polr3I
Product: RNA polymerase III subunit I
Biological process (GO): transcription initiation at RNA polymerase III promoter
Cellular component (GO): RNA polymerase III complex
Molecular function (GO): nucleotide binding
Source: RefSeq, a predicted model, not a curated record
ACUUACCGUUGUAUUGUUUGGCAUGGUAUAUUUCAACACCCGCCGUGCGGUCAUACUAAAACUGGCCGACUCAAAAAAUGGAAACGAUCAACCCCACGUUUUCGUAUCUCACCAACCUGGAGGUGAUGCAGAUUCUGCAGAAAAUCAAGAGCACAAAAAAGAAGUUCGGCAUGCGAAACUUGGCCACGGUUACCUAUGAGGCUCUUCAGUAUCUGGAGGAGUCACCCUGCAAAACCCAAACCCGCGAGAACAUCAUGAACUAUGUAAAGGACCUUUCCUCCUAUCGACUGAAGUCCCACGAGGUCCUUCAAAUGAUCAAUGAUCCGCCAACAAGUGCUCUUCAUACGCAGCUGCUCAUCGACGACAAUAAGGCUCCACUUACCGAUGAGGAGAACGAGAAGAUAAUCCAGCUGAGCUACAAGCACUUCCAUGGUGGAGAAACUAAGGAUACACCGGUUGAAAAACCAGCAGAAGCAACUGGGAAGACAACGGGCAAGCAAUCUGGGAAGCGAGCUAAGAACAAUCCAGCGGCUGAAUCCACUCCAGCAGCUGGAACUGCUUCUCUAGCAACGGAAACCGCUCCAGCAGCCACAAAAACUGCUCCCCCACCAACGGAAAUCGCUUCAGCAGCCACAGAAACUGCUCCCCCUGCAACCGAAGCUGCUCCCCAAGCAAUGGAAACAGAUCCGCCAGCCACUGAAGCUUCUCCCCCAGCUGAUGCUGUUCCCUCAGCAGCGGAAACAAAUCAAGUAGAUGCGGAAAACCCCCCGGAGCCGCCAACUAAAUAACUCACAUGCUUAUUACGUUUAACGUUUCAUAUUUUUAUGUUUGAUGUAGCGUAUAAAAUAAGCUAAAAAAUUGA